Messenger RNA from Arvicola amphibius (Eurasian water vole), 1540 nucleotides. RefSeq names its product trans-golgi network vesicle protein 23 homolog A (gene Tvp23a). Gene Ontology annotation, cellular component: Golgi membrane. The record is from RefSeq and is a predicted model, not a curated record. NCBI's taxonomy places the organism in Eukaryota, Metazoa, Chordata, Mammalia, Rodentia, Cricetidae. Gene Ontology annotation, biological process: vesicle-mediated transport; protein secretion.
CAAAGCUGUGGAGCCUGAGCUCCUAGCAUCCCUCAGGCAGGCUGCUUGCUGGGCUUCCUUAACUUUGGGCGGUGAAGGGUGAAGCUGGAGCCUGCGCUAUAGGGUCAACUGGUACCCAGGAGAAUGAAACAGGCCCUCGUGGACGACACUGAGGAUGUGUCCCUAGACUUCGGCAAUGGAGAGCUGGCUUUUAGGAAGGCCAAGAUCAGGCACCCCUUGGCCACCUUCUUCCACCUGUUCUUCCGCGUGAGUGCCAUCAUCACCUAUGUGUGCUGUGACUGGUUCGGCAGGAGCUUCGUUGGCUGCUUUGUCAUUGUGCUCCUCCUGCUGUCCCUUGACUUCUGGUCUGUGAAGAAUGUAACUGGAAGACUCAUGGUGGGUCUUAGAUGGUGGAACCAGAUAGAUGAGGACGGAAAAAGCCACUGGAUAUUUGAAGCCAGAAAGGCCUCUCCAAACCACAUGGCCGCCACUGAAGCAGAGGCACGCAUCUUCUGGCUCGGCCUCAUCAUCUGCCCCGUGGUCUGGACCGUGUUCUUCUUCAGCACCUUGUUCUCCUUGAAGCUCAAGUGGCUGGCUCUCGUGAUUGCUGGGAUUUCCCUCCAAGGUGCCAACCUCUACGGCUACAUCCUUUGUAAGAUGGGGGGCGAGGGUGACAUCAGCACAGUUGCAGCCAGCUUUCUGUCCCAGACAGUGUUCCAGACGGCUUCCCCAGGGGACUUUGAGAAGCCUAGGCCUGAAGGACUGGACAUUCACCAGCGUUAGGUGAGGCACGCAGCUCCGGAGCAGCUGUGCCUGAGGUCUUGGCACUCUCCCAGUCCUCCAUGCUGACCUGAGCAGGUCCAAGAUGGAGUGCCCAAGUUUAGGGCCUGCUCAGAACCAUCGACCUUCAGAAAGGUCACAUCUUUCCCACAGGGACCCCAGCACAUUCCAAGAGUAUGUGUGUAAAGGGGAAGGAGGAGGACAGGAAGGACAGGGGAGGGGGCUGCCACCUUCCACUGUCACACCACAAUGGUGUAGAAAUUGGAAUAACUUCCCUCAGCAGCUCUCAGUUCCUAUGUCUUAGUCUCAGGUCAUGAGGACAGUCACAUCAGUCUCUCAAAAGCACUAGGAAACAGUUUGCCUGGGACCCUAAAGAUUACUGAUGUCCUGAGGGUACCUAUUACCCUGUGGAUGACUUAUGGGCUUUUCUGGGGGAUGUUGAUGGCCCCUAGCCAAAGCAUGAUCCCAGGCUGGAGAACCCAGUGUGGGCUGAGACUGCUGUCACUUCCGUCCACCCAAGGGAGACACAGGUCUGCCAUGAAGCCACAAUCCUCCCUCUGUCCCUCCCUGGGCUUAUAAUCUGAGUCAAAAGCAGCUCCUGAGAGUCCUGUGACCCAGAUUGCCCGUCCGGUGGACUCCAGAGAGUUCAGGGAGAGUCCGGGUUCAAGGAGAGUUUUAUUUUGCGAUGAGUGCGUCUGUAUGCAGAGCACCUGUACCUCUGGCCUGGAGGAAACGGGCAGACAGGUGAUCAAAGUGUCCUAAGGAAGUGACUUCAAAUCCU